Molecule: messenger RNA, 2145 nt
Organism: Branchiostoma belcheri (Belcher's lancelet)
Lineage: Eukaryota; Metazoa; Chordata; Leptocardii; Amphioxiformes; Branchiostomatidae
Product: tyrosine decarboxylase 1-like
Exons: 9
Coding region: 52-1485 (477 amino acids)
Biological process (GO): carboxylic acid metabolic process
Molecular function (GO): pyridoxal phosphate binding; carbon-carbon lyase activity
Source: RefSeq, a predicted model, not a curated record
UUUUGAUGUGAUGCCAAUGUCCUGUUUUGCAGUUUACAGUUCCACAUCAUCAUGGCUGCAGAAACCUUUGAUCUUGACUAUUUGGCUUGCCUGGAAGACUCGUCCAGAAAGCUGGAGUCCACCUCACAACAACGACUGGAGCUGAUGCUGAAGGCCCAGAGGGAGGUGGACACCUACCUGGAACAGCUGAGUUUGGACCAUCCCACAGGAUGGGUGAUACCACCUAAAGAAGUACAGGGCCAGGUACAGGGGCCUCCAAUGGCAGAGCUGCUUCCCAUACAGGAGAAUGGUGUCAGUAUAGAGGUAGCACUGCAACACUUCAGCCGUAUUGGUGAGGAGGCAGGACGAGAAGGUCACCCCGGGCACAUGGCGGCGGUCCCCGGCAACUCCACCGCCCCGGGUGCCAUCGGAGACUACUUAGCAGCCUCCUUUGAUCCACACCACGUCACCUUCAGUCGAGGGGCUGUAAACAUGCAGCAGCAGAUUGUGCAGUGGGUGGGCCAGCUGUUCGGGUACCCGAGCACAUGCGCUGGAAAUCUCACGUCAGGCAGUACUGCGGCAAUCAUGGUUGCCAUUGGAACAGCCAGAGACAAGAAGGUCCCAGAAAGUAAAGACUACAGCAGGAGUGUGUUAUACAUCAGUGAGUUGACACACGACAGUGUGGAGAAAUGCCUGAACACACUCGGGAUGCGGGAGGCGGUGAUCAGACAUGUGCCUGUGGAUGACCAGUAUAGAAUGGACGUAAACAAGCUGCGCAAAUUCAUUGAAGAUGACUUGAAGGAUGACCUGCUCCCAUUCCUUGUGGUGGCCACUACAGGGACUACAGACGUCGGCUCCGUGGAUCCUGUCCCUGCCAUUCGAGCCAUCGCUACUCAGUACAACAUGUGGCUGCAUGUGGACGCCUGCUACGGAGGCUUCUUCGUGCUCUGUGACUCCACUAAACACCUCUUUGAAGGGGUGGAGACAGCGGACUCCAUCUCUGUGGACCCUGACAAGGGGUUGUACGCUUCAUUUGGGACUGGUCUCGUCCUCAUGCGAAACGGCGCCUUGCUGCAGAACUCAGAGGACUUGACCUUUGAGCAGAGUGGCCACUUUAGAGCCCCGAGUAUCUGGCUGCCUCUCAAGCUGUACGGAGUCUCAACUUUCCGUGAUGCCCUCCAGGAGAAACUUGAACUGGCCAAGUACCUGUACCUCCGACUCAAAAAUCAGCCACAUCUGCAUGUGGUGAAACCGGUGCUGUCCGUUGUGUUGUUCCGUCUCACUGGUGCGAGCGACAAUGCUAACAAUCACAGUCUCCUGGAAAAGAUCUUGGCCGAUGGACGCUUCUUCAUCACCAUAACCACGGUGAAGGGCAUCCAGUACCUGCGAGCCUGUAUCUUCUGCUUUAGGACCCAUCGUAAGGAGCUGGAUGUCUUCAUCAACAAAGUGUUGAGUGCUGUGGCUGAGAUGGGGCUUCCUGAAGAUGAUUCCUCCCAUAAAGGGUGAAGCAUGGCACGGAUUUAUUAGGCCAAUGAGGUUAUACUUAUAGUCUCUCCACUAUAACCUCCUUGAUUUACUGAGGCUUGGGAAAAUAUGAUGUGUAUCAGAUUUCAGUUCUGAAAAGUAGGAUUCUCUUUUUGGGGGAAUUUCAGCUAAAAAAUACAGUCCAACAAAUACAGUCUGAUGUAAAACUGAAAUGUAUCAAGAACAGGGCUGUCUGCGCAUGCAUUACCAAUCUUUCCAUUAGCUUGUGGGGAAGGGACACAACAUCUUUUUCCUAGACCUUAGGCAUGUCAGACAGUUAGGCAGUUCUCCAAGCAGAUGUUUUGGUUGUGGGUUAUUUUGUUGUUUUUUCAGCCUUUUUUCUUUUUUUCUUUGUCACCCUAGUGGAGGCUGCAAUUUCUUGGAAUGAUAAUCCAUAUGGUAUUACCUGUGGUGGCAUUAUGCCUGUUACAGGUGCUUAAUUAUGUGGAUGAAAUGCUAUCUUUAAAUUGAUUAGCAAUGAUCUUAAUUAGAACAGCUAUCUAAUUCAAUUGACAUUUUUUCAUUAUGGUUACAUACAUCCACCACUCUAUACUCUAUAAAACAGUGCGCGAGAUCUCUUAGUAGUCCAGCACCAGUACCAAUCUGUGUUGCUCUUGCUAUAAGCACCACCUACUGACUCCU